This is a messenger RNA of Cladocopium goreaui, 1272 nucleotides long. Lineage: Eukaryota; Dinophyceae; Suessiales; Symbiodiniaceae. The record is from the annotation of a GenBank genome assembly.
UGAUUCUUUGUGUUUACGCCAGCCCUAAACGCCAUGUGGCGGCUUGCAACGCUUCCUAUUGCAUGGGCCUGGUGGGACAAUGGUCACAUGCUUACGGCAGAGAUUGCACGACAGCAGCUGAGUGAGAAUGAGAUCAAGACCAUCAACGGGCUGCUGGAGGAUUGGUCCGAUGAAUUUCCCGGUACCUCAGAUUUGGUCACCGCGGCAGUGUGGCCAGAUCAGCUGAAGUGCGGCAGCCACAGCGCCAUUUGUCGGCGGGAGCAGUUGGAAAACAUCCAUCUCUUUGACCCUUGGCACUUUGAUGAAAAACCCUACAAUCCUGAUGGAAUGAAGCUUCCAGAGGGUACUGAUCAGUGGAUGCCAAAUCCAUCUGCCUCCUUCACAUUGACAUCGGCCAUAGUUUCCAUGGGAACUUCAAACUCUCGUUUCACAUUCAACUUCAUGCUGCGAUGGGUGCUUCAUAUAGUGGGUGACAUCCAUCAGCCAUUGCAUACUGCCAAUGGAUUUUUCAAUGAUACGAACCGCGGCUAUUUACCCAAUGGCGAUCGAGGAGGUAACAGGAUCCCAGUGCUGAGUCCCUGCGGUGCCAACAACCUGCAUUUCUACUGGGAUUCAGCAGCUUGUGAGUACCUUUUGAAUUGGUCACCGGGAUUUGCAGAGCGAGGAGCUUUGACUGCAAAUGCCAGCUCUUUGAUCGCUGAGCAUCCAAAGUCAAGCUUCAGCGGGCGGUAUGACACGGCGCCACUGAACAACUGCUGGUCUGAGUUGAGGCAAACAGGCCGAAAAGACCCUCGCGCAUUUGACACCUGUCAACAAGUCUUUGUGAGCUGGGUCAAUGACACUUUCGAUACUGCUGUCGCAGGUGUGUAUAACAUUUCAAAGAACACAGAGAUUCCGGCCAAGUACGCUGCUUGGGCGAAGGAGCUUGCUCGGAAACAAAUUGCGCUUGGUGGCUAUCGACUUGGAGAUUUCCUGCGCCUUGUAGCACAGCAGGGAGUGGAAGCGCCACCCAGGAAGCAAUCGCAGUCUGGUUGGGACAUCACUACCAAGAUCUUCGCUGCUCUGACUUUCCUUUUUGCAGCACUCUUGGUGGUGCUAACGAUUUGCUUGCUCAAGCUUCGGCGAAGAGUUGUGACGUCUCCAAGCGAUGUUGAUACCUACGAACUCAACGCUGCAUGAAACUUCAGGGGAUCCGCCCGCUGAAAGAUCUGAAAGGAUGAUUUUGAAUGAUGUUGAGAGCGCCUGAAAAUAGAAAAAAGGUGAUGAUUCAAA